Molecule: messenger RNA, 888 nt
Organism: Amborella trichopoda
Lineage: Eukaryota; Viridiplantae; Streptophyta; Magnoliopsida; Amborellales; Amborellaceae
Product: zinc finger A20 and AN1 domain-containing stress-associated protein 4
Molecular function (GO): zinc ion binding; DNA binding
Source: RefSeq, a predicted model, not a curated record
UAAGCCAGCCUGUUCUUUCAUUCUCGUCCAUAAAGCCACCGGCUCGGAGCCCUCUUCUUUUUUUUUCUCACGAAGCGCUCUCUCUCUCUCUUCUUUCCUCUCUCCCUCUCUCUGUGCCCCAAUCCUGUUUCUGUCGCCAUUAGAGCUCUCUUCAAGCUUCUGAUAUAUCGUAUCAGGAUUGAAAGAACAUCCAAAGAUAGCGGGCCUAAAUUAAGUCUAAGCCCAAUAACCAACUCGCGCUCUAGAAGAAUUACAAUGGCAGAAGAGAGCUGGAACCGGGGCACAGAGGGAUGCCAAGCCCCAGAAGGCCACCGCCUCUGUGCCAACAACUGUGGCUUCUUUGGCAGCCCUGCCACCCUGAACCUCUGCUCCAAGUGCUACCGUGACUUCUGCCUCAAGGAAGACCAGGCCAACUCUGCCAAAGCAGCAGUCGAGAAAUCGCUGAACCCAAAUAAUGAUCCCUCUGUCUCCUCUUCCAUUGUCUCUGCAUCAGUGCCUGAGCUUCUCGACAAUCGCCAGAAGCCAGCUACUGUUUCAUCCAACUCUUCUGCCGAUUCUAAUGCCUCAGUUUUGUCAUCGUCUUCUUCUCUUCAGAGCGGACCGCAGACUACUGCGCCCAACAGAUGCUCUUGCUGCCGGAGGAGGGUGGGAUUGACAGGGUUCAAGUGCAGGUGCGGGAUGACAUUUUGCUCGGCACACAGGUACCCAGAGCAGCAUGCCUGUAGCUUUGAUUUCAAAGCUGCCGGGAGGGAGGCGAUCGCCAGGGCAAACCCCGUGGUGAAGGCCGAAAAGCUCGACAAAAUAUGAAGCAGACAAGAUGGAGAAGUUAAUCUGGGGGUAGGAGAUUCUAGGAGAUCAAAUGAACUGCUAUUUGGGGUGCUAUGAUUG